GGGGGGAUACUCGCCUUCUCCAAGCUGCUGCCGGCAUGGGAACGGGCCUUCUGCUGCUGCUUGUAUUUGUUGCAGGCCUUCAAGUCAGUUCUGGCACCACAGAUCUCACGGAUGCUGCUGUUCUCCGAUCUCUAAUGGGUGAAUGGCAGAACACACCACCAAAUUGGGGGCAGUCGGAUGAUCCCUGUGGUACACCAUGGAUAGGAGUCAACUGCAGCAAUUCCAGAGUGACUGUCCUGAAACUGUCAACUAUGGGCCUCAAAGGUACUUUAAGUGGGGACAUAGGGCAACUCAGCGAACUGCAGAUCCUGGACCUGUCCUACAAUAAAGAGCUCGGCGGUCAACUUCCUGCAAAUAUUGGAAACCUGAAGAAGAUCAACACCCUAAUCUUGAUCGGCUGCAACUUCGGUGGUGAAAUUCCAGAGGAAUUAGGAAAUAUAGGAAACCUCUCAUUCCUAGCUCUCAAUUCAAACAAGUUCACUGGGAGGAUACCUGCUUCCCUGGGUACCCUUUCACAUCUCUACUUGCUAGAUGUGGCGGACAAUCAGUUGAGUGGGCCUAUCCCCAUUUCAAAUAAUGGGACUCCUGGACUGGACCAGCUUUUGCACACAAAGCAUUUUCAUUUGAACAAGAAUCAGCUAUCAGGUCCCAUCCCUGAAGAGCUCUUCAGCUCAAAUAUGACGCCGAUACAUGUACUUUUUGAUGGAAAUCAACUUACUGGAGAAAUUCCAUCUUCCAUAGGGCUAUUAAAAUCUCUUCAGGUUUUGAGACUUGACAGAAAUUUUCUGAAUGGCUCAGUUCCGUCAAAUAUUAACAACCUGACAAGCAUCACUGAUCUUAACUUAGCAAACAACCAGUUAAGUGGAGCUAUGCCAAAUCUAACUGGGAUGAACGACCUCAACUAUGUGGAUUUAAGCAACAACACAUUUGAUCCUUCAGAAAGUCCAGCUUGGUUCUCGCAAAUAGAGUCUCUCACUGCUCUAGUGAUACAAUUUGGAGGGCUUUAUGGGCAAGUGCCACAAAAGCUGUUCAGCUUUCCUCAACUACAGCAAGUAAUACUUGAUGACAACAAAUUCAAUGGAAACCUUGACAUGGGCCACAACUUUAGCCAGCAAUUACAGCUCGUGAGUUUCAAAAAUAACAACCUGGAAUCCGUCACCCUGACUUCCAGAUAUAACAAUACUUUAAUACUUGCUGGAAACCCUGUGUGCAAUAAUAAGCUCGCAAAUAUAGAUUGCAGCCCUCAGGGAAAGCCAUCGGCACCUUACUCCACCAGUCUCGCCAAUUGUGGCCCUAACCUAUGUUCCCCAGAUCAGAGUCUCAGUCCUUCAAAAUGCAACUGCGCCUAUCCAUAUGAGGGAGUGAUGUUCUUCAGAGGACCUAACUUCCGAGAUGUGACAAACAGGACAUUGUUCCAAAAGCUGGAGAUGUCCAUGUGGACAAAACUUGGCCUAGAACCUGGCUCAGUGUUUCUUGAGAACCCCUUUUUCGAUGCUGAUUCUUAUCUGCGGUUGCAAGUAAAACUCUUCCCAUCUAAUGGAAUGUACUUCAGCCGGCCUGAGAUUCUGAGAAUUGGGUUUGAUCUGAGCAAUCAAACUUACAAACCUCCAAAAAUUUUUGGACCAUACUAUUUCAUUGCAUCACGGUGCCCUUUCCCAGAUGUUGAAGGAAGAUCCUCGAGAAGCAUUGGUUUGAUCACUGGAAUAGCAGUUGGUUGUGCUCUUCUACUCCUUGGACUUGUAGUAUCAGCACUGUAUGCCUUGAGACAGAAGAAACGGGCACAAAGAGCAAUGGAACUGAGUCGACCUUUCG
Elaeis guineensis (African oil palm) is the source of this 1812-nucleotide messenger RNA. The record is from RefSeq and is a predicted model, not a curated record. NCBI's taxonomy places the organism in Eukaryota, Viridiplantae, Streptophyta, Magnoliopsida, Arecales, Arecaceae.